AUGGAGCAACUAUUGCUGCGAUAUGUAGGCACGGAAAGGCAUAAAAGAAAGGUAGGCACAGCGGGCUGGGAGGUUGUUGACGAACUCGUCGAUAUUCCAGCAAUACAAGCCCAGAGAAAUCCCCCGAGCUCCAAAACUGCAAUUCGCAAUCCAUUGGUAUCAUCGCUCCAAGGCCGUAAUCGCUAUGGCUGCUACAAAGGUACGCAAAUCCCUCUAAACCCCGGCAUAUGUCACAAUGUCACAAAGUUGUCAAGUCUCAAAACAGAUCACGAGCUGAGAACCUCCCAGAUUGUCACUUAUGAGGAGUACCUCCCUCUACGCCUUGCUCUCCUCGAGAAGGAGAAGCAAGCCACACGUGCCCGCGAUGGACUUAGCGCUGAACGACGUCAGCUGCCCUUGGUAGAGGUCGCAACACCUUACAAGUUCACCGCCGUCGACGCUGCCGGAGAUCACAAAGAGGUCACUUUGCUUGAUCUUUUCAAUGGUCGCCCUCAACUCAUUGUCUAUCACUUCAUGUUCGACCCAGACUGGGAUGCAGGUUGCAGCUCUUGCAGCCUCUUUGCUGACCACAUCCCCCCACUUGAGCACCUGAACUCACACUCGACCUCAUUUGCAGCAGUGUCCCGUGCGCCGAUCGAAAAGAUUGAAGGAUAUAAGAAGCGCAUGGGUUGGACAUUCCCGUGGGUUUCGAGCAAUGGGACAAGCUUCAAUUAUGACUUUCACGUUACUCAGGAUGAGUCCGUUGCCCCCGUCCAGUACAAUUUCAAGGACAAGGCACAGCUUGAACAGCGUGGCCAGGCCUUUUUUGCACGCGGCGAGCAGCCGGGCCAUUCAGUCUUUGUUCUAGGCGGUGACCAGAGCGGCAUCGGUGAGCCGGGAAAGGCCUACCAUAGCUACUCGGCCUACGCUCGUGGUGGUGAGCACCUCAUUGGUACAUUGGGCUGGUUGGACAUGACGCCACUGGGCAGAUUGGAUGGCAUCAAUGGAGUGCCCGGGCUCGGAUACAAGAGACAUGACGAGUACACCGACGAUGAUCUGAAGGGGAUUGUGGCCAAGAUUGGUGCUUGA
Exophiala spinifera is the source of this 1068-nucleotide messenger RNA. RefSeq lists its product as uncharacterized. The transcript has a single exon. The coding region runs from base 1 to 1068 and encodes 355 amino acids. The record is from RefSeq and is a predicted model, not a curated record. NCBI's taxonomy places the organism in Eukaryota, Fungi, Ascomycota, Eurotiomycetes, Chaetothyriales, Herpotrichiellaceae.